This is a messenger RNA of Homarus americanus (American lobster), 1689 nucleotides long. RefSeq names its product proline-rich extensin-like protein EPR1. The record is from RefSeq and is a predicted model, not a curated record. Bases 1 to 1689 code for a protein of 562 amino acids. The transcript is spliced from 6 exons. NCBI's taxonomy places the organism in Eukaryota, Metazoa, Arthropoda, Malacostraca, Decapoda, Nephropidae.
AUGAGUCGCUCUGGAUUCAUCCAAUCAGCGGCGAGGCGUUUAAUUUGUCGUCUAAUCAGCGGCGAGGUGCUUAAUUCGUCGUCCAAUCAGACUAAACGGACAGGACCUCAGAGAACAGUAUAUUCCCGUCCCAACGGUGUUUACAUCUCUCGUCAGGACCACGUGUUCAUUGACUGCCGGUCAGCUGAUCUGCACCCCUCUCCUCCCUACACCCCUCCAUCUCCCCUACACCCCGUGUCUGUGUAUGAUGACCAGCUAAAACCAGAGUUAAACCCAUUAAACCAGAUAGGAAGGCGGGCACAAGGAAGCGGGGUCAGAGCAAUCAAGGAGGCAGAGCUAUCAAGAGAAAACAAACCAACAGACAAAGUACCACAACAACACAACACCACCCAGACCCCCCACCCAGACCCUUCACCCAGACCCCCACCCAGACCCUCACCCAGACCCCCACUCAGACCCCCACCCAGACCCCCACCCAGACCCCCACUCAGACCCCACUCAGACCCCCACCCAGACCCCUCACCCAGACCCCCCACCCAGACCCUCACCCAGACCCCUACCCAGACCCUCCACCCAGACCUCACAGACACUCCCCACCAGACCCCACCCAGACCCCACCCAGACCCUCCACCCAGACCCCCACCCAGACCCCCCACCCAGACCCCCACCCAGACCCCCCACCCAGACCCCCACCCAGACCCCCACUCAGACCCUCAACAGACCCCCACAUCCACCCAGACCCCCACCCAGACCCCCCACUCAGACCCCCACCCAGACCCCACCCAGACCCUCACCAGACCCCCCACCCAGACCCUCACCCAGACCCCCACUCAGACCCCCACACCCAGACCCCCACCAGACCCCUCACCCAGACCCUCACCCAGACCCCCACCAGACCCCCACCCAGACCCCCACCCAGACCCCCCACUCCAGACCCUUCCACCCAGACCCCCACCCAGACCCCCACACCCACCCCACCCAGACCCCCACCCAGACCCCACCCAGACCCCCCCCACCCAGACCCCCCCACCCAGACCCUUCACCCAGACCACCCAGACCCUUCACCCAGACCCCCACCCAGACCCCCACCCAGACCCUUCCACCCAGACCCCCACCCAGACCCCCCACCCAGACCCCCCACUCCAGACCCCCCACCCAGACCCUCACCCAGACCCCCCACUCAGACCCCCCACCCAGACCCCACCAGACCCCCACCCAGACCCCACCCAGACCUCACCAGACCCCCACCCAGACCUCACCCAGACCCCCACUCAGACCCCACCCAGACCCCCCACCCAGACCCCCACCCAGACCCCCACCCAGACCCCUCACCCAGACCCCCCACUCCAGACCCCACCCAGACCCCACCCAGACCCCUCACCAGACCCUCACCCAGACCCCCACCAGACUCACCCAGACCCCUCACCCAGACCCCCACCCAGACCCCCACCCAGACCCCACCCAGACCCCCACUCAGACCCCCACCCAGACCCCACCCAGACCCCUCACCAGACCCCCACCCAGACCCCCCACCAGACCCCCACCCAGACCUCACCCAGACCCCACUCAGACCCCCACCCAGACCCCCUCACCCAGACCUCACCUAGACCCCCAUCCAGACCACCUAGACCCCUCACCCAGGAGGAGAGGUGGAAUGAAAAGGAGCAGGAAGGGGAGAAGGAGGAGUAG